GUAAGAGCUGCAGAAAGGAUCUUUAGCUCAUCCAUGGAGUCGACUUCUGUUCUUCAUCUCUCCCCCAUCUCUUUCAUUAUCCCAAAUAAACUCCCACAAAUCCCUUCUUCUUCUGCUUCUCCUUCGCAGUGGAAGCAGACAAAAUCCCCGCCUUCCUCUCGUGUCUCCUGCAAGAUGUACGUUCCCGGCUUUGGAGAAGCGUCACCAGAGGCGAAGGCAUCGAAGCAUCUUCAUCACUUCUUUACAUACGUUGCAGUGAGGAUCGUGUCUGCUCAGCUUGAGAGUUAUAACCCCGAAGCUUAUGCCGACUUGAGCGAGUUUAUGCAAACGAACUCUCUGGACGAUGGCGAUAAGUUUUGUGCGGCUCUCAUGCGUCGCUCUUCCCGUCACAUGAACUUAGCACUCCGAAUCUUAGAGGUACGGUCGGCUUACUGUAAGAACGAUUUCGAGUGGGAGAAUCUCAAACGCCUCUCCUUCAAGAAUGUGGAAGGAUCCAACACAAGACUCAUGCGUGAAUACGUCUUGGAGACCAGCCAUGUGAAGACCGAGUCCGAGAAGUGAACUCGUUUUUCCCUGUCUCUUUCUCUCAUAUUCACAUAAACGUUUUGUUAUAUACGCCGGCCGUUGUAUACGUAUACAUAUACAUGCGUUGUACAUAAAACAUAUACAUAUGUACCCUUUUAAUCCAACCAUUUUCCUCAACAAUAACAUCGUA
This is a messenger RNA of Tarenaya hassleriana, 715 nucleotides long. RefSeq lists its product as uncharacterized. The record is from RefSeq and is a predicted model, not a curated record. The transcript has 6 exons. Gene Ontology annotation, biological process: ribulose bisphosphate carboxylase complex assembly. Bases 34 to 561 code for a protein of 175 amino acids. Gene Ontology annotation, molecular function: protein folding chaperone. NCBI's taxonomy places the organism in Eukaryota, Viridiplantae, Streptophyta, Magnoliopsida, Brassicales, Cleomaceae.